Rangifer tarandus platyrhynchus (Svalbard reindeer) is the source of this 531-nucleotide messenger RNA. The record is from the annotation of a GenBank genome assembly. NCBI's taxonomy places the organism in Eukaryota, Metazoa, Chordata, Mammalia, Artiodactyla, Cervidae.
AUGGCGGAUGCUGCCACCGCUGACGCCAGACACUCGCGCCGUGUCUACCCCUCAGCGCUGCCUGGGUGGUCUGCCGUCCGCGGAUUCUUCCGUAGUGUUGCUGCAGCGGUCGCUGUGGGUCCAGGAGCUGGAGUAACGACCGCUUCGUCCGUGCGUAUGCAGCUGCUCCUGGUGACGGUCUACUUGCGUCUACACGGACGUACAGACGUGUAUGUGCGCGCGAAAAUUUUUGGCAACAUAGAGCAACACCGACGCUGUGCAACAGACGAAGACCUCUCCACGCAUGCGGUUGAGGGCUCGUACGAGAUCACGAAUCCCUUCGUGACGUGCGUGUCUACGUCGGCGCCGUCGUUGCAGUGGACACGUAGCCAGCCUCCACAGGCAGUGUGCCCCGGCAGCCUACUUUGCCAGCUCCUCGUCGGCUUUGCUGCGUGGGAAGAAGCGAUAAAAGAGCCCCAGCAGACGUAUCCACUGUCUUGCUGUCCACUGCUGCACGAGGAGUUGAAGUACGGGGAGCGGAGUACAGGGUGA